Megalobrama amblycephala (Wuchang bream) is the source of this 1889-nucleotide messenger RNA. It is a transcript of the gene cfap53, whose product is annotated as cilia and flagella associated protein 53. Lineage: Eukaryota; Metazoa; Chordata; Actinopteri; Cypriniformes; Xenocyprididae. The record is from RefSeq and is a predicted model, not a curated record. Bases 107 to 1660 code for a protein of 517 amino acids. The transcript is spliced from 8 exons.
GUUGUUAUGGCAACAUCGGUUCAGUUCCGUAAACACAACUAGACAGGUCGAGGGUUAUUUCUCAAACUACAUAGAGUCUGAGAAAGUGGAGUAAAAAACAAAAACCAUGUUGACGGCACACCGAAGAAGGACACGGGAAAUAACUGGACCUGCACAUUCCGUGGCAGUGAGAGCAAGACAUAAUUUAUCCAAAGACAUAGACAGCCUGUUUCUGAGGAGAAGAAAACAGGAGGCGACACAGAAUGAGGUGCUGGAGUUUACCAAGGAUCACAGCUCCUGUGAUGUGAGAAUGAGAUGGGAAAGGAACACGCAGCGCCGGAUGGUGUCGGCCACUAUUAGUAGACAUCUAGAGGAAGCAAGAGAGCAGUACCAGAUGGGCAUUGAUGAGAAGAGGGAAAGGCUUCGUGAACUGCUGGAGUCAGAAGAGCAGGAACUCUUCAGGGAGAUGGAGGCAAAAAAGGAGACGGUGUUAGAGAGGCAGGCUAAAAUGCUUGAAAGAGCCACGACUCUACGGGAGAGAAGGGAGAGCGAGAGACAGAGACUUGUUGCUGAUAAACUCGAUCAGCUCUUCAGAGAGCAGAGUGAGGAGCUGCGUACUGUGCAGAUGAAGCGCAGACAGGAUGAGGUCUGCACUGAGCGUGAGUCUCAGAUCCGUACUAAGGAGGAAGUGCGACGGAUGCAAGAAGAAGAAGACAGAUUGUUCGCUCAGAUGUGGGAGAGCGACAGGCUGGCUAAAGAGGAGCGUCAUAACCAGGAGGUUCAACGUCAGAGAGAGAACAACCUCCAGCAGAAGACAUUCCUGCAGACACAGAUGGAAACGGCUGAGCAGCAGAGAGUCCGGGCCAAGCAACUGAAGCAAGAGGAGGCCCGGUUAUUGAGAGACCAGAGGGAGAUGCUUCGUCUGGAGGCAGAGAGAGAACACAGACAGAAGCUCCAAGACCAGGAGAAACGACGUAAGCAGCUGGACCUUUCACUUCGGCUGAAGAUGAAGCGCCUGGCUCGAGAUCGCCAGGAGGAGCUGGCUCUGGAUAUGAGCAUCCUGGAGCAGCUUCUGACUGAAGAAAGAGAUGAAAAGCAGGAUGAGGUCCUCAAAAAGCUGGAGCGCCAAGAGGAGCAGCACAGGUACCGGGAGUAUCUAGCAGAGCAGCUCAAAGAGCAGAAACGACAAGAAGCUGAGACGGAGCAACUGUUUGAAUCAGAGCUCCAGCAGGCCUGGGCUCGCAGGGAGGCACAGUGGCGUCUGGAAAAGACAGCGAGAGACAGACUUAUGAAGGAUGUCAUGGACACUCGCCGGUUGCAGAUCCAGGAGAAGUUGAUCGAGAACAUGCAGAAACAAGCUGAGACUUUAAAAGAGAGAGAGGAGCUUGACCGAAUCAUUCAAGAGAACAAAUUGCUGGAUGAAGAAGAAAAAACUCGUUUAAGGGAGGCCACUCAGGAGUAUCGGGCUGAUUUACUGGCUCAGAUGCUGCACCGCCAGCACAUUCGUGAAGCAGAACAAGCUGAGAAAGAACACGAGUUCCAGAAGGGUCUAAUGUAUCAGGAACAGUACAAUAAGAAGAUUCAGGACAUCCUUUCAAGGCCCAUAUCCGGCACGACAGCAGUUCAUCCCUUCAGGAGACGAGAGCGCGGCUGCUCCAGCUCUGGUGGACAGCUGGAAUAAAUCCAACUCACAACAUUAGUAACAUCUGUAACAUUAGUAUAAAAUAUUCUAAAAACAGUAUAGAAAGAAAAUAGAUUUUUAAAAAAAGGAACGUUCAGUGAAGUUCCUAACUUACAUGCUCAUUUCUGAAAAACUAUGCUGUGUGUUUUACUCAUUUGUGUGAUCUGUGAUCAGAUUCAUUAUCCCGUGUCAAAGUUUGUAUUCAGACAUAAAUACAAGUCUGACUGGA